AGAUAUAAGUAAUGGCUGCCUCCGUGGUAGGAGAGUGUCAACAUUUUAGAUCAUAUGUAGUAUAAAAAAUAAUCAACAUGGUUUAAAUAUCACCGAUUAUUGUGACAAAACCCGAUUUAUUUCCUAUGGAAAAUAUUCCAAUUGUUCAUCCGAGCGUUUAUAACUAAAUGAAAUUGGUUUUAUAAUAAACCAAGUAUGAAAAAUUACGAUACUCGAGCUCUGAUCAAAGGAAAACAAAUCGGUUUAUCUAAUGAAGACACGAGGGGAAAUUCAGUAGUUGAUAGAUUGAAAUCCGUAACUCAGUACGAUUUUGAUUCGAGUACUUUAAGAAGCCAAAGUUUACCAGACUGCAGCAACAAUGAAAGUGAGUUAAAAACAUCCUUAGAAACGAACGAGUGGAAUAAAUCUCUAGAUAAAGACUCACAAUGUCAAAAAACAGAAUCGUGGUUUAAAACGUUCAGAACUUGGCCGGAAAGAUAUGAAAAGUUAAAAGACGUCGAAUCGAGUCCAUCUCAAUCAUCCCCAAUGAAAUCUUCGAAUACUCAAGAAAGCUCUCAAUGUAAUUAUAGUGAUAACUCUUAUGUGAAAAACAAACUCUCUUUUAACGAAGCUUUACAAAACAUAUCAUUAGCUUAUAGUCCCAUAACUAAACAACUACAUUUAGUUGACAAUCCUAAGACUUAUGAGACUGAAACUGAAAAAGACUCUAGCAAUAACGAUGAAAGUAAUUUAAAAAAAUUAGGACAUAGGAGAAACGAGGAUGGAUCUUUUUCCAGUACUAUUUCCAGUUGGAGUGCUAUUAGUGACCCUUCGACUUCUGGAAGCUUGAUUGGUUCCGAAGACAGAUCAGUUUCUAGUUUGGAAAUAAGUAACAUGAAAUUGAGAAGAAAAAGUUUAACGAAUUUUCUCUCAAAGCACGUUUUUACUUGGAAAGUGUCUACCGAACCUACGAGUAGUGUUUGGAAGAUUUUCAGUAAACAACCGAAUGCUAAUGAUAACAUUUCACCUGUACAUGUAGUUGCGAGUUCCUCGGCUCUAAUACAACACGAAAGGCCUUCUAAUUUGCCGGCUAAAUCGCAGGAAGAAGACCAGAGACACAAAGAUGAAUACAAGGCGAUAUUAGUUGCUGUGAAGAAGAAAGAAGCCCAAACGACAGCUGCUAAACAUAAACAGCAGAAACAGCAAUUGAAAAUUGAGGAACGACAAGCCGCUUCAACAAGACAUUUUAUUCAAAAUGUAUUGCCCAAUUGGAACACAAUGUGUUCCCAUAGGAAAACUUUAGACCUUUGGUGGCAGGGUCUUCCUUCAAGCGUCAGAGGCAAAGUAUGGCGGUUAGCUAUAGGCAACGAAUUAAAUCUCACUCGCCAACUUUACGAUAUUUGUGUAAACCGAGCUCAAAAUCGCCUUAAUAACGUAGAAAUAACCAACAGCAAAUCAGAUUUAGAUCAAGAGAGUAGCAUGGACGUCAUCCAACUAGAUAUAUCGAGAACUUUUCCCCAACUAGGAAUUUUUCAAGAAGGAGGACCUUAUUCAGAAGCCUUACAUUCCCUUCUAGCAGCUUACGUUUGUUAUAGGCCCGACGUCGGUUACGUUCAAGGUAUGUCUUACAUAGCGGCCAUUUUGAUAUUAAACAUGGAACCCUGCGACGCUUUUAUAUGCUUUUCGAAUUUAUUGAAUCAACCCCUACAUUUAUCGGCGUUCACUCUAAAUCAGGACCGGAUGCAGACUUAUUACAAAGCUUAUGAUGAAGUUUUCAAUCACAACCUACCCAAGCUCCAUUCCCAUUUUUCUAAAUCCGGUUUGACGCCCGAUUUGUACCUACUUGACUGGAUAUAUACCAUAUUCGCCAAAGCCAUGCCCCUGGAUAUCGCCUGUAGAGUCUGGGACGUGUUUUUAAGAGACGGAUUCGAAUUUAUAUUCAGAACCGGUUUAGGUAUAUUGAAUUUGUAUCAAGAUACUCUUAUCGAAAUGGAUUUUUUACAAGGGGCGCAAUUCCUUACUCAUUUACCCGAAGAUAUUUCGGCGGAUUCUCUGUUUAGAUGUAUACAAGGUGUUAAUACUACUGUCGGUAAACAAACUUUUAAUCAAAUUAUCGAAAAGUGUAAAUUUAGUUAGUAUUCGAAGGGAAGAGUUAGUAUUUUCAUCGGGACUCAAGUAAGUUGAUAAAUUAUUUGAAAUUAACGUUCAACUUAAGUUAAUUGAAGAUUUAAUUUAUUUUAUUCCGCUUAUAUCUUGAAUUUAAUAUUAUUCUGGAUUUCCAAGUCUUGGUGUUAGAAUUUGUCUCAAUUUUUUGAUUUUCUUCCAAGCUACUAGUAAAAAUCCACCGAAAUGAUGUUUAAAACUUUUCUAUGGUUAAUUGGGGUGUUUUUUCCAAUGUGAUUAUCAAUUUUAAACAAUUUCUGGAAAAUAAUCUAAAAAAAUUAUGUGCCAACUAAAAGUUGUUGAAUUUCCAUGAUUUUCUUUCAAGCAUCUAGUAAAUAUCCAUGGAAAUGAUUUUUAGAACCCUACUAUAGUUAAUUGGGGUGUUUUUUUCAGUAUAAUUAUCAAUUUUAAACAAAUUUGAGGGUAGUACUUUCAGAUUUGAUUAAUAUUCAUGUGUCAGCUCUUUCAUUGACUCUAAAAAUACUAUACAUCAAUAAUUAUGAGUUUGUUAUUUAGUAAAAAGAAUCCGAUACAAAAUUUUUUAUUUUUUGUAACUUUUGGUAGAAUUUUGACAAUAAACUCAAACAAAUUUUAAGAAAUAAUCAAAAAAAGUUUGUCCUAACUAAAAGUGUUUCCAUGAUUUUCUUCCAAGCAUUUACUAAAUAUCCACCAAAAUAAUGAUUUGAACUUUUCUAUAGUUGAUUGGGUUGUUUUUUCAGUAUAAUUAUCAAUUUUAAACAAAUUUGAGGGUAAUACUUUCACAUUUGAUGAAUAUUCAUGUCCCAACUCUUUCAUUGACUCUAAAAAUACUAUACAUUAAUAAUUAUGAGUUUGGUGUUUAGUAAAAAGAAUCUGAUACAAGAUUUUUGUUUUCCUUGCUACUUUUGGAAGAAUUUUGACUAUAGAAUAAAAAAAUAGGAAAUAACCUAAAAAAAUUUGAUCUAACUAAAUAUGAUUGAAAUGUCAGGAUUAGUUUAUAUUUUCCCGGUUUUCUAAGUAUUUUUUGAGGUUAGAAUUUGUCUCAAUGUCCAUUUUCCUCAUUUGGUUUAAAUAAUGUUUGUAUAAAACCUGUAAUAGUUGUAAUAACAAAUUACUCCUUUGGUUUAGAGCUUUUUUCCUUAUAUUUCCUAUUACAUUUGUUAUUUUGUUGUUUUCCAUUGACUUUAAAAAUACUAUACAUGAUAUACGUGCCUUAAUUUGAUUUGUACUAUCAUUUUAAUUUUAAAAAAUACAGUAAUACAUCAAUAGAAAUUUGAUGAGUAUGGUGAAUAUUUUUUAUGGCGGGCCAAAUUUGGUUUAAUGUAUUUUCCACUUUUCGAAAUAGAUUUUUUAAAUGGUUUUAAUAAUCACUGUUGUAUCCACGGCAUGCGUUGCUUAAAGUGCCUUAGGGGUACAUUGUAUAUCGGCUAUGAAUGGUAAAUACAAGAACGGCCUAAGAACAUUACCCUGGGGUAUACCUGUAUGUUUUUCAUGCUACUCUGAUAAUUCUUCUUCGAAUUCAACUCUUCUCAAGGCUCUUCUUGAUUCUAUUCACAAUUCUGUGACACUGCUGAGUAAACGGGAACUUUAACAUUAGUUUUAAUUUGUUUUAUAUCAUUUAGUAUAUAUAUAUAUAUAUAUAUAUAUAUAUAUAUAUAUAUAUAUAUAUAUAUAUAUAUAUAUAUAUAUAUACAUUGGACAUAGUCUUUCAUUGACUUUAAAGAUACUAUACAUUGAUAUUUGGUUAAUCAGACAUAGGUUUUAACCUAUUUCAUAAUUUUUAGUAUCUACUUUCUAUGUUGGUACAUUCAAUUCGAUAUUUUUAGGUCUUCAUUGACUCUAAAGAUACUAAACAUUCAUAUUUGAUAUACCGGACAAUGGUUUAGAUACAGGUACAAUAAUUUCCAUAUUUGGUGCUUAUUUCUCAUAAAUGUAUUACAGAAAUACUUGUAUAUUAAUCAUCUAUUCCACAAACUAGUAUUUUAGUCAGAAAUAAAAAAAUAACAUUUAGCGAUCUGCUAAUAAACAGUGACAAGUUGUCUAGAAAGUGAGAGAAUAUGUUCAAGUCGUUUUUCGAAAUGUUUUAUUUACAUUUUUAUGAAAAAACAAUCGAUUUUGAAUAUACUACACAUUAUAUUCAAUAAAAUGAAAAUUGGGCACCAGUUUUAACUUAUUUUAUGUUGGUACGUUGAAUUUUGUACUUCUCCGUUGACUUUAAGAAUAUUAUACAAGAUAUUUGGUAAAUUGUUCUUUGUUUUUGAUCUGUUACAUCAGGUUACGUUUAUAUUUUCCAGGCUAAAAUUUAAUAUUUUGCUAAUCUUCAAUUGACUUUAGAAAUGCUAUACAAAUUUAGUAAAAAGAAUCCGAACUGAACAUUUUUGAGAUAUUCAAAUUCUAUUUACCCCAGUUGUUAAGAUUUGAGGUUCCAAAUAACAAGAACUGAAUUAGUUAUAAAAAAUGUAUAAAUUAAUGAUUUUAAACCGCCCAAAAAGUCCAAUUUGAAAAAAAUUCUAUUAUAUACAGAUUAACGAUUUUUUGUAUAUAAAAUCAAAACUAUCAUCUGUUAUUUUCCAUUCAAGUAGUUUUCAGCUAAAUUUCAUACAGUAACAAAUCUAAUACUUUGACUGACAUUAAUCGAUUUUAAAACAAAAAAAUUUUGAAACAUCCCAUGAUUUAUUUGCCUAAUCCGUUGAUAGAAUCGAUCUAUUUUACAGUGCCAAAUACUUUUGAUAUAAAAUAAAUAAAUUUUAAUAUCCGUUUGUCAGUCAACGUGUUUAUGAUCAUCUAAAACAAUAAAUACAGUACCUUAUAGAGAAAUAGAGACAUCUUUUGAAAAUACUCGAAUUUUCAUCCUCUUAAUCAAUGAGAUUUUCGCGAAAAUAUACAUUUAACCACAUAUUGUAUUUAUUCAUUCAAUGUUAUUGAUAUUUGAUAAAUGAAAAAAAUAUAUAUAUAUAUUUUUGUAAUUUUUUUGAUUUUAUACUUGUAUUUAGCGACCAUCCCUCGUAUUUAUAUCACCAAUACAAUGUUUUAAACAAUAUUUGUAACAGUUGACGCAACCCAAAUGUUAAUGCUCUUUCGGGGCACGAAAAUAAUUUUUUCUAAUUAAUUCAUUUCACAAUACAAUUACGCUUCUUUUUUUAAUAAUUUUUGAUUAUAUACUUACCGAAUUUGAGGUUUAUGGCUACCGGGAGCUAAUUUUUACAUAGAAUUUUCUUUUUAUUACGUUUUUAUAACAUAACCUAUAUAUUCUUAAACAAGGAGAAAA
This is a messenger RNA of Diorhabda carinulata, 5389 nucleotides long. Its product is annotated as TBC1 domain family member 12-like. Bases 196 to 2115 code for a protein of 639 amino acids. Lineage: Eukaryota; Metazoa; Arthropoda; Insecta; Coleoptera; Chrysomelidae. The transcript is spliced from 6 exons. The record is from RefSeq and is a predicted model, not a curated record.